Messenger RNA from Striga asiatica, 1771 nucleotides. The record is from the annotation of a GenBank genome assembly. Lineage: Eukaryota; Viridiplantae; Streptophyta; Magnoliopsida; Lamiales; Orobanchaceae.
AUCCCAAUCAAUCACCCUUUUAUCAACUUUCACCCACCACCGUGAUGGAGAGCGCGUCUCAUCAACGCGUCUUUUUGCCCCCAACAAAAUCAGCGGCACAACCAAAAUAGACGGCGAAAAGGUUUAUAGCUUCAUCUUUUUAGGAAUAAAUAAAUAAAUAAAAUUUGCGGAGAUAGAGACACUAUUCUCUGCACCGUAUCACCUCGAUAAUUUCCCCAGAGCCAUCUCUGUUUAUCUAUUGGUUUUUACAAAUUGCUUAAGGUUCCCCACAGUAAAAAAGGCGCCUGGGACUCGUUUUAUUGUCUGAGAGGGGGUGCUGGUCUUGGGAUCCUCUCUCACUGCAAUUAAGUUAAUUUUGGGUUUGGAAAUUUGAUUUGAAUGUUUCGGCAUAUGGAUGAGUUUUCUGAAGUUAUUUUUCUUUCGACUUGAACUUGUUCUCUAUCAUUAGACUAAAGGGUGGGUUCUUGGGCUAAUUGUGGAAUCGGUGACAAUGGGCUCUGCUUGUUGCUGUUUGAGGGAUGAAUGUGAAGACUUCACCAAUCCAAACAGCUCGAUUUAUAGGAACUGUAUAUGCCUCCGUUGCUUCAUUCAGAAUUUCAUGCAUAUGUACGUUUCACUAUUUCACAGAGGCGAAGACCACCACUCCUUAACCUCAUCCAAUCAGAGCACGACAUCUGUCACACCCAUGACCUCCCUCGACAAUUCCCUUGCUGACAUGUACCGUUCUCCCCCGAGGCCCCUCCCAUAUGAUGCGGACACUAGAUAUUUUCGCCUUCAGCGUGGGCUCGUCUCACGACGAGACAAAGGUUCGAGCCAUUCGCACGACGAGACCGAACCACUGAGGACAAUCGAGGCUGAUGAUGACGAAUCGGAGUCUUUCGGUGGCAAAAGUAAGAAGUGGAACGAGUUUAUGCGUGAUGAAGAUGAAUCAAAAGAGUAUAAUUCGAGAUUGUCGAUCAAGCUUUCGUCGGCAAAAGGCGAAACGGGGUUUUCUCAUAUUUAUACUUCCUCGGACGACGAAGAUGUUUGCCCCACAUGUCUUGAAGAAUAUACUGUGGAGAAUCCGAAAAUAAAUACAAAAUGUUGUCACCAUUUUCAUCUUGGUUGUAUAUACGAGUGGAUGGAAAGAAGUGAUAACUGCCCAGUCUGUGGUCAGGUGAUGGCAUUUGACGAGACGCCUUGACAUGAAUCCACGAGGUUCUCGUGUGAUUCUAGUCGUGAAUGAAACCAAAACCCACCUAUAGAUAUAUAGAUAGAUACAAAAUAAGAGGAAAUGCAGUAAGUGUAAAGCCAUUGUACAUACAUACAUCUUUCUUUCUUUAAGAAUUAAUGCUUUUCUCCAUAUGCUGAUAAUGUUGAGAGCAUAAAGUACCAUCAGUUAAUGUAUUACAUAAUUUUUCUUGAAACAUGGAAUAUAUUUUUCCGAAGCUUUUUGCCAUGGCACUUGAAUGAUAGUAGUUUCGUGUUUACUGCUACAUAUAUUACAUAAUAAAAAUAAAUACUACUAAAUAAUGAACUCGACAAGACAAGUUUUUAAGGUCCUCUUCAGUUGCUCUUCGGCCAGUGAACGAGCCUCCCUAAGGACAGGUCAGUCAGUUGAAUUUGUGUCUACAGAAGAAUUUCUUGGUCUCGAAUGAUUUUAUUAUUAUGUGCCGAAUACAUCAUUGGAUCACAAACAAAUAGGCGUGUGUUGAUCCAACGGGGCCUUGGAUGUCUUGCUUUGAAUAGAACUAGUUGAGAAACUCAAUUAUUUUAUUGUAAAGUGUUUGAG